This is a messenger RNA of Myxocyprinus asiaticus (Chinese sucker), 602 nucleotides long. Its product is annotated as transmembrane protein 235. The coding region runs from base 1 to 552 and encodes 183 amino acids. Gene Ontology annotation, cellular component: apical plasma membrane. NCBI's taxonomy places the organism in Eukaryota, Metazoa, Chordata, Actinopteri, Cypriniformes, Catostomidae. The record is from RefSeq and is a predicted model, not a curated record. The transcript is spliced from 5 exons.
AUGAACUUUGGGACAGUUGUCAUUACUGCUGGUCUGUGCGGGUUGCUCAGUUUUAUUCUCCUUGCUGUGUCGAUCGGGACUGAAUAUUGGUACAUUAUAGAUGUUGAUGAAGAAAAGAACUCCAGUCUGGAAUACAGCAGCUCUCACUCCGGACUCUGGAGGAUAUAUGAAGGACCAAAUGGCAGUUUUCAUGACAUCUCUUUCUACUCGGACACCUCCAACCACACUGAGCAGGAGAAGCAUCUUUUAAAUUUGCACAGGGUCAUAGUCAUCCUGUUGCCCCUCAGUCUGGUGCUGCUGGUGUUUGGGGGAAUCUUCGGUCUGGUGGCAUCUUUGGCUCAGAGCUGCACUCUCCUCUCCUGCAUCGCCGCAUACUUCCUGAUCUGCAGUGUGUUGACGGUGUCUGGUGUGAGUAUUUAUAUCAGUUACUCUCAGCAGGCUUUGGAAGAACUGCAGCACAUGCUGCUCACGGGGAUCCUGCUCAUGCUAGCAGCCAAUCUCACCCAGCGUCAGUGCCAGCAUGAGCCUGCUGCAGUGUUUUCCAUGAGCUAGAGUUCAGCAUUCAUUUUCACACUGCAAUGAUUCAUGUGCAUUUUAUCCAC